GUCGGAACCGUAGUCUACACCGGCUGAGUCACUCGGGUUUCUGGAAAGGUUUCCUGCGCCACGCGACCACAUUCCAGAGCGAUUCGGGAAGUUACGGGGGUCGUAGAUUCAGUCGUAGUAGAUCUCGUGAUCUCGUUUGUUGUGUCCUGAACGAAUCGUCGCGUAGCGCGUAGUCCUGGUUCGCUGAAUCAUCCCGUUUCGUGUCGUGGAAAACCGUGUUCCAAGUGUGUGUGUGUGUUGGUGUCGUGACUACCACCCCAAGUGUUGUUGUUCCUUCGAAUCUCCGGUACACCACCCCCACCGAAACCAAGAGGGUGUAGAUUCGCGCUGCUGUGUGCGCUAGUCGACGGUUCGUACAGCUGUGUGAGUUCGCGAAGCUCGUAGAACGCGCGUCCGUGUAGUUGUGUAGCUAUACCGGAAAGCUGCUGCUGCUGCUCUCCCCUGCCCGAAGAAGAUAUCUAGAGACACCAGUCGAGAGCGACCGACAACCUCCACAAACUGCUGCUGCGUGUGUACAUCGGGCGCGGUGAAGAAGUGUGUGAAGAUUUGGAGAGCUAUUGCGACCAGCAGGCUCCUAUUGCACACUCCUUAGGCGUGGACCGACGACGUAGUCUCGGUUCUUUUUCGCGAAACGGCUGCUACCGUGUCCGCCUGGUACCACAUCCUCCGCACUGCCUCCGCCGAAUACCUACAGUUUUCGUGUGAGUUCCGUGUGUUUUUCCGGCGAAAGUGUGUGACAACAACGCCCCAACGAAAAAUAGCCAUUCCGGUGUAGUGUCUUCCUCGAGGCGGUAGUGCUGUAGUCUGUGUUCUCAUAUAGUGUGUUCUUCCUCCCUUUCCGUGCAUGUUCUGAAGUCUCGACACCCAGCAAGGUGUGUUGAUCCAGCAGUGUUGUCGUACGCACACGUACGCAUCGUGCUUAAGCCGGCUGGCAGUGUUGUGUGUGCGGUUUUCGCUGUUCCGGAACCACCGUGUGUGCCAACAUCUGGUUAACCGUGAAAAUUGGAUUAUAUUACCAUAGUGCUGCUGCUGCUGCUGCUCCCGGAUCGAUAGCUCAUUAAGAAGUCGACUCGUCGGACCCUGACGAUCGCCGCUGAUCCAGUCGACUAAGCUCGUGCAAAGGCAGCACGACAGCAGCGCCUCGGAGCGCGUACCCUGGAGCACCUCCGCCCGCGUCGGCCACACUAAAGGGUGCCCAGCGACCGCCCGCCAUGACUAGUCCAGCCGCCGGCGGAAUCCCCGGGGGUCCGUACAGAGGCACCGGCUACGGUUACGCACCGACACAGCAGGCGUACCGGUACACGGCGCCCCUCGCGGCACAGCCCGCCUACGCGACCUACACCCCACACACCACUACCACGGUAAGCUUAUUGGCACCGUCGGAAUCCAACCUCUAUAAUACGAAACAUCAGUACGGCCAGCGAGUCCCGACGGCGGCGUCCCCCAGCAACACCAACUCCAGCAGCUCGUCCAACACCGGUUCGCAGAGCGGCACGCUGAGUACGAGUCUCAGCAACACCAACACAAACAACACGAUGGGCCCGAGCAACACCCCGCAGCAGACGGAGCAGCUGUCCAAGACGAACCUGUACAUCCGCGGCCUGCAGCAGGGCACCACGGACAAGGAUCUGAUCAAUAUGUGUGCACAAUACGGUACUAUCAUCUCCACAAAGGCAAUAUUAGAUAAAACAACAAACAAAUGUAAAGGUUACGGAUUUGUUGACUUCGAAUCGCCGGCGUGCGCCGAGGGUGCCGUCAAAGGUCUCCAAGCGAAGGGCAUUCAAGCUCAGAUGGCCAAAGUGGGUAUCUGGGUGCUACAUAGGCCGGCCAUUCAGCAACAAGAGCAGGAUCCGACCAAUCUGUACAUCGCUAAUCUACCACUGAACUACAAGGAGACCGACGUGGAGAACCUGCUGUCCAAGUACGGCCAGGUCAUCUCGACCCGGAUCUUGCGCGACCAGAACGCACAGUCCAAGGGUGUCGGCUUCGCCCGGAUGGAGUCGCGGGAAAAGUGCGAACAGAUCAUCCAGAUCUUCAACGGCACGCAGCUGCAGGGCGCCAAGGAGCCACUGCUGGUGAAGUUCGCCGACGGGGGCUCCAAGAAGAAGAACCCGUUCAAGAGUCCGGACCCGAACGCGCGGACCUGGCGCGACGGGGCCGAGGGCAUCCCGGUGACGUACGAUCCGAACAUGCAGCAGAACGGCAUCGGCGUGAACGUCGGGGCCCACAUCGGAAUGCCGUACGGCCGGUUCGGAACGCCCCAGGUUGGGGGGUAUGCCGUGCCCGGCUCCCAGUGGGUGCCCAGCUACAUGAUGACGCAGCCGAUUCAGCAGGUCGAUGAUCAGCAGUACGUACAAAUGCAGGCCCAACACAUGAGCGUCGGCACGCCGUACAAGACGGACGCGGUCCAGUCGGUGCAGCCGCGCGGUGUGUCCAUGAUCAUGUCCAGCGAGAACCCGGCGACGGCCGUCCCGUACGGCAUGAUGCCGCAGCUGACCACGCUACAGAUUGGAUCGUCGUACAUCAGCCCGACGUACCCGUACUACGCGCCGACGCCGUCGAUCAUCCACACGAUGCAGAUGGGCGACUCGGAGCAGGCCAGCACGGCGGCCUCACCGGACGAGGCGUACACCACACAGUAUCAGCACGCCCCCAAGUAGAACACCAGCAGCACCGACAGCGCCAACUUCCCGCCGGAUGGGAGAAGGUUCGGGGGCGGUGCGCGUCAGAUCUAGAGAUGUAUGGGGUAAGAAUUGAAGUCGAAGAAGAAGAUCAAUUGCGAGCAGUAGACGCAAAAAAAAGAAGAAGAAGAAAGUCUCCAGUCAUCGUCAUCGUCGUAAUAUCGUCGGAGUUGUUUGCCUCAAUCAACCAACCAGGAACCUAUGAAAUUAACUAGUAACGUCAGCCCCUCAGAGAGAGAGAGAGAGUUGCAAAGAACCUCAGCUCAGCUGGUACCGAUCUUUAGGGAAUAUUUUGUGUGAGAUAUCGAGCACGCGCGCGAGUUCAGGAAAAUUGCCAGGAUCUUUUUUUUUCGAGAGGGACACAGACCGAGAGAGAGCGAGACAGGAAGUAAUCGAUACCUCAGCGAAAACCGUUGAUUUUUACACAAGACUUGAAGCGAAAGCAUACACAACCACACCCACUUCCUACUAGUUCGUCGCAGAUCUAGCAGUUAACAACACCUUCAACAACUUAACUAAAGUACGCCCCCCUCCCUGACAGAGAAAUGCAUGCACGCGAAGGCAAUGGUAGAUGUUUGUUAGGAGCCAGAAUACCCGGGCUGAUCGUGGCAUACAAAGUUUAGAUCAAUCACACACCCCCGUAAACCGCUAUUGACUGUUAAACUUUUACAUUUUUCGAUAUUUUCCAAACCCCCCACAACAAUUCUGGACGACGACCAGCCUAGCAUUGCGCAGAAUAGUUCGCGAAAGUGCGCGAAUCUUCAACUGUUUGUUUCCCCACGCCCCUUUCCCUUAUUUUGUUUGUUAAGUUUUGUACACACGUUUUGUUCUAUUUUCUUUUUUUUUGUUUUCCUUCUGACACGAAAAAACAAACAAAUAAAACUUAUUUAUUUCACCUUCUCUGCGGCAGCCAGAGAACAGAGAAAACGCAUCGCCGAUCUUUUGCAAACGCGCGAGAGUCUGAGAGAAAAACUCGAAAAAACACACCCAAACACACACGAGAAGUACUGAUGAAGUUUAGUUUUUAGAAAAAAAAAAACGACGACGAGGAACCGAAACCAAGUGCGCGAACCUCUAAAAAAACACUGCGAGCAAACCAAAAACGAGAAAAUUUGAUAAGAAGGUCGUCGCGCGCUCGCAAAGCUCUGGAAUUCUCUCUCACUCUCUCGCACAAGCAAAUUGAUGUGACGUCGUGACGUCACGCAGCGAAGAGCGAGAGAAACGCGAGAGUUGCACAGCGUUGCGCGAGCGACGACCGACUGACGAUUGAAGAGCGAGAGAGCAGGAGCGAAAAAUCGCGAGAGGCGAGCUCUAAAAUGUAAUUCCCACACCUUUUUUUUUUGCGCCGCUCGCCAAAUUGCGAGCGCGGAAAGGAGUGAAAAAAUCGUGCGAGCAAGCGGAUGGAGAGUCGCUUUUUUUGUUAGGUUAAUUUUUUAAUUUAUUUUUUGUUCGGUAAGCGAGAUUGAGAUUGAGCGAGCUAGCGAAAGGGAGAGAGCGGAGAGUUUUCGCUUCGAGGAAACGCCGUGGAAGUGGAAAGAGAAAAGUGGAGAGCUGGAAGAAGCUGCAAGUGUGAAAAAGAGCAAAUGCAAAGGAAAGCUAGUUCAUAAUUAUAGUUUUUAGUUGUUAGAUAGACCGAUUUGAAAAUUUACAUUUUAGGAAAGAAAGAACAAGGGACAGAGAUGAGAACUGAGCGAAAUAGAGAAAGAAAAAAAAAGAGAUAGCGGAAGUCAGAACGCGUCGCAGAGAGGAUAAGAGAACGAGUAGGUCGUUUUAUCAAUUUUUCAGUUUUUUUUUUCUACAUUUUUUUGAAUUAGUUCUAUUUUUGUAGUUUGUAAGAGCAAGCAAAGAGAAAAAAAACCCAGAAACUGGAAAUUGAAAACCGCGAGCGAGGAACGAGCGUAUGUUUUGAGACUGAAAGUUGCUUGAACGAUUCCAACUUAGGACAGAAAAAAGCUAUUUUUUGCAAACAAAAGAGAAAAAAGAAAGGCAAACGUGCAAGGCUAACCGGAAAGGGAAAGAAGAAAUGGUUUUGUUUCUCUUUUACAAUUCCCAACUUUUUUUUGUUUGUUUCGUUGUGUAAGGCAGUGUGAAUCUUAAGCAUUAAGAAUGAAGCAAAGGGAUUUUUUCCUCCGCGAAAAAUGAUGAUUGAAUAAAAAGUGAGCGCCGCGGCGCAGUGUGGAAAACUCUGCAAAGCGCGACUAAAAUGAAGCUCCCAAAAAAAAUGAGUGGGCGGUGUCGAACCGUUUGCGAUUAAUUUAUUUUUAAUUAAUAAUCAAUACUCCCUCAGUGUUUUUGUUCCUGGCAAAAAGAGAGUGAAUUUGCUGGGUCAAUGGAGUUAUUUGUGCUGGUCCAUUUGCGAUGAAGGGUGUCGGCGGAAAAAAAGAAGGACCAGAAGUGCGAAGAAAAGAAAGAAAGUGUCCCAAAUAAUUGGUAUUUUUUGUUGGUCCUCCUCAAGCGAUUUCGUCGAGUAGGGGAAGGGGAGGCUCUGAAGUGUGGCGCAAACCACGUGUGACGGAAAUGGGCUGCGAUUGGCCGUUAUGGUGAUGAUGAUGGAGUACUUCCGGUUUGCUGGACACGGGCGUCGUGUAAGUAGUUUUUGGUGAUACAGUUUUGCCUUCGGAAUCGGUUCGUUUGGCCUGAUGGUGGGAGACCGCACAAGUGUGUCCCUGAUGGAUUGAUUGUAAUUAGAUGUUUUUUUGAAGACUGAUGAUCUUCAAUUCAUCAACUGAACUCUUGAAAUGGGAGGAGGUUUGAUAUAAAUAUUGAAUAAUCUGCAAAAAAACAUUCUAAAAGUUUCCGUUCCGUUGCCGGCUCAAGAGUGACGGCAACCAAAUAUCUGAGGAGAAAAAUUAACUUCCGUAAAUUCACUAAUUACAACUUCGGUGUCUUUUCAUAGCUGAAACUAGGGCGUUUUGUACCCAGCGGUGAUGGAGCUGAAGAAUUAACUUUCCGUUAGUUCCCGUAAAUUCACAAAUUACAAUUUAUUUACAACUUCGGUGUCUUUUCACAGCUGAAACAGGUGCGUUUUGUGCCCAACUUGCAUAAGGAAUGUUUUCAACAUUUGACUUUUUGCGCGUUGCAGCAUCUGUCAAAGUACGACUGACGUUUAACCACCCGCUUGCCUCGGCAAGGGGCGCGUUGUCAAUUGGUCCAUGAAAUAUAUAUUUGUGGGACUUGAUUUUUUUUAAUAUUUUAACUAGUGAGUAAUCAGUGAAAACGUUUGAGCUAACUUUACUGUCCUGGAAGGUAUGUUUUUGUAACAUUUUUUUUCAAUUGUCCUCCCUUAAUCCCUUGAUUUAUUUAAUUUUGUUUUACAGUUUUGCCUCAUUUAAGCCUACAAAAUAGCAAAACUUCUGCGGCAAACGGUGAGGUGCAUCAUUGGCGACUGUAUGUGUGUAUUAUUUUGACACUGGACGAACACAAAUCCUACACAGUUUAAGUUUCUCUAUCACAGCCAUCUCGCGGGGUAAGAACGUUCAAUGAAAAAAGCAUGGAAAUUGUGCCUUUUUACAAUUUUUUUGUAACAAGUCACAGGCAUUCCCUAAACUAACACAAAACAAAGCAGCAGAGACUCACACUCACACACGCUCAAAGCGUCGUUAAACAGUGUCACGUGAGUUUGGUAAAACAUUGUAAAAGGCAAAAAGAGAUUAAAAAGAAGCGACGAAAAGCUGAGCUUUAAGCUCGCCACACAGAAGAACGACUGUGCAAAAAAAGGGCAAAUAUAAAGAAAAGGAAACAAAUCAACAAAACUAGUGAAAGAAGUGCUAAGCUGUUAAAUGCAGAAAACAACACACAGACAAAACAAAACUGUAACAAAGAUUCAAGCAAAUGAAAUGAUGAAAAAAUAACACAAAAUAACAGAGAUCAACCAACUCAAUUUUUCUACACAAAUAUUUUUGAAAGUCCCCUUUUGUCGAAUUGUUGAACCGUUUAACGCGAACGAAUGUGAAACACACACACACACAAGGAAAGCGAACUAUUGAACACAAACAGAAAUAAACAAAGAAAAAAACAUGCAAGCAACUAUGACAAAUAUGAAUGUGUGUGAAACCUGUUAUUUUCACCUCGUCGAAUAUCUAGGGAAUAUCGUAAAAAAAAAACAAAACAAAAAAUGUCAACAACAAACCUAAAAACAACAACUAAACAACAAGAACAAAUCAAGAGAACAAACAAAAUAUAUUUUCGAGAGCAAAGAACUAAUCGAUGUCAACAAACAAAAAGGUGGGCUGUUUUGGGGGCGUCUCAGUUUUCGGGCAGCGCCAGUGUUGCCACCUCCGGCGUGAAAAAUAAAGCUGAAAAGAAAUAUGUUCAGUAGGUUUUAUACGUAAACAAAAAGGGUACACCAUCUCGCCGAAUGUGGGACGGUACACCAAACAAACACACAACACACAACACACAAACAAUAUUCUCUGUGAAAAGUUUUGAAAUUUUUGAACAACAUGACGGCGUCACCUAGUGAAGACUAAACUGUUUUAAACCAAACCAAACGAAACAAAACUAUCGAGUAGUAGAAGAUUGCAGCGUUCAUCUUGAGUCCCACCCAUCCCGUUUUUUCGGUGCCGCGAAGAAGAAAAUCGUGGACGCUUUCGGGUGGGGGUGUUUUAGUACGGAUUUUAGUACAAUGCUGUUUUUGCGGAAUGGCGGUGGCACGGUGACUGGCCCAGCAGUGUGUACUGAUAGAACUAAUCAAGCGAUUCAUCAAUUAUUUAUGCAUAUAUACACAAUAUAGGACGAUUAUUAUUUUAGAACAUAAAAGAACAUUUAAAAAAAGGAAAGAGGAAAACCGCUAUGUGAUAGUAUUUCCAAACUGUGAUACGAAUAUUAUUUUUUGUUUGUUUAUUCGAGGAAAAGAGAAAGUCAUCAACUAUUGUAUUGUAUAGCUUAUUUAUUGAAAAGGGGUAAAAAACAGAAGGGAAAAGCAAGUUAAAAAAUAUUCAUAAGGUGUACUAAUCCACUUAUACGCUCUAGUCCACGAAUCACACUCACACUAAUCUCGUUUUUUGCUAGCCACUCUUUGAGACUUGUUUGAUAUGAUGUAAUAUAUCUACGUAUUGGACGCGAAACAGAAACCGAUUUUUUCAUAGGUGUGUGUCGUAUCGCUCACUGUUCUCUCGAUUUUCAGGGACGAUUUUUAAACGUAAGUAUCGUAAUAUUCAAAUUAUAUAUCAAACUAAAGGAAUUUUUAGUACACACUGGCUGCGUUUUCGUGCCCGCCGAAAGCAAAACCGAUCAUUAUUCGCACAAAAGGAAAAGUACUAGCAUUACACAAUUUGUACUAAAAUGCCAACAUCGAAGCGCCGCGACCUCACCAUCCUACUGAUCAUCCUGACCGUGUUUUGGUUUUCGUUUUCUAGUGUAAAAAAAAGACUAAAUCGCCAAACCUUAACCCAACACACCCUUAUGAGUACUCUUGUCUAAAUGUCAUUGAUUUACAAAACUGUACUAAACACUGCUGAAUCUUUUGAAGAGAACAGAAGAACAAAAACACAUUCAUACACGCAGCACUCACUCACUCACCCACACAAACACACACAAACUAUUAACUAAAAGAAAAUAAAAAGACAACUUGAAAAUCUUCCAUCUUCGAAAACACUUAACGAGAACACUAUUAAGGAAAGUAUACAAUAAAUAACUUUAUUAAACAUAAAAUAUAGAAAGAAGCGAAGUUAUGAGAAAAUGAUGAUUUAAACAAUGACUGAACAUAUAUUAACACAAAAAAGAAAAACACAACAAAAAGAAGCAGUUAUAAAAACACACCCCCUUGAAAGAGAGAAACGAAAGUUGUUGAAGUUGUACUAAAAAAGCAAAAAUAACAGUUGUCACUCUCUCUGUCUGCGCUCGCGGUCAUCACUGAAAUUUUAAGCUAUAUUUUCUUAUUUAUCUGAAAGAGAGAGGAAAAUAUAACCACACAAGAGAACCCAAUCAAAUUGGUGAUGCACGCCGCACAGACAGAGCAGAGAAAGUCGGACUAUUUUUACCCUGAAAACACAUUUAGUACAGCAGCAAGGAAGCGCAACCAGGCUGAGGGAAGUGACAUUGAAAACUGUCACGACGGUACUCUUGUACACCGGAAAAAGCGUUAAAAUCAGACAAAUUUGAGGACUGGAUAGAACUUGAGUUAGAUACUAUUAUUUUGAUGAGAACAAUCCAGAAUAGAACGUACUUAACGAGAAAGACGAAACCCCAUAUUGCAGCGAGAUCUGAAGUAGAACAAAACAAAAACAGGAGACGACACUGAGCAAACAAAACCUUGAAGAAGAAAAAACACACACUCACAACAAAAAAGAAAAACAAGUAAAUCAAAACCAUUGUAGAAGAGAGUGACACGGUUUCGCACGUGACUUUUUUUGGAACCAUUUACCUUUUAUCCCAGAGUUGAAAACAGGAGACACACACAAACAACACACGCCCAAAAUAUUCACAGAAUUUUGUGCGCUGAGUAGGCGCAGAACAACUUGUGCAAUUUUUGCUUCGAUUUUUGGCGCACUCACGAUUGGGUUUAACGCUCCGAUUUUGUGGUUCGACCGUUACCAAGUGUUACUUUGUACAGUAAUGUUGGUUGAUUUGAUCAAAUUGCAUUGUUUUUUUCAGUUAGAAUUUUUGUUUUAAAUUUAUUUCGACUCACUUUGGUUGAAGUGAAUUUCAAAGAUGUUUUCUGCAAGUUGAUAAAUUUAAGCGAAAAAAAACGUAGGUGAAUGAAAAAAAGUAGACAAAAACUGAAAAAAACCUAAAAAAAACAGUAGUCGCAGAAUAGGAGACGAAGGGGAAUGAAGCAAGAGAAAA
Culex pipiens pallens (northern house mosquito) is the source of this 9467-nucleotide messenger RNA. It is a transcript of the gene shep, whose product is annotated as protein alan shepard. The record is from RefSeq and is a predicted model, not a curated record. The transcript is spliced from 10 exons. Gene Ontology annotation, molecular function: poly(A) binding; poly(U) RNA binding; mRNA 3'-UTR binding. NCBI's taxonomy places the organism in Eukaryota, Metazoa, Arthropoda, Insecta, Diptera, Culicidae. Gene Ontology annotation, cellular component: nucleus; ribonucleoprotein complex; cytosol. Bases 1212 to 2660 code for a protein of 482 amino acids.